This is a messenger RNA of Ahaetulla prasina, 7152 nucleotides long. Its product is annotated as zinc finger protein 91-like. The coding region runs from base 1303 to 5421 and encodes 1372 amino acids. Lineage: Eukaryota; Metazoa; Chordata; Lepidosauria; Squamata; Colubridae. The transcript is spliced from 7 exons. Gene Ontology annotation, biological process: regulation of transcription by RNA polymerase II. Gene Ontology annotation, molecular function: DNA-binding transcription factor activity, RNA polymerase II-specific; RNA polymerase II cis-regulatory region sequence-specific DNA binding. The record is from RefSeq and is a predicted model, not a curated record.
UCCUCCUGUUCCUCUGCCUCACUACUAUUAGUCUCUGGAGGCUCUGGAGUCUGCACCUCACUCCCCGAUGGCCCUGGCCCCACCUCAGUUUCAUUGCUGUCCGACUAUGUUGCCAGCUCCAUAGGCUGCAGGUGGACCACAACACUUCCUGAGCAGGAAGCUUCAAAGAAAGAGAAAAAGCAUAUAAAAAGCAAUUCCAGAAUUAUUCGUAACACAUCUGAAAAAAAAAGACACCAAGAGAAUUUUAUUCCUCUCUUCUUUCAGUAUAAAUUUAAUAUUUUGGACACACUCAUGGAAUUCUUUGGGGUUGAAAAAAAAUCUGAAUCUGCUUUGUCUUUAUCCUUGGCAUUGUGAUGGGUUACGUCUUUCUUCAGAAAUGGGUUAGAAUAAGUUCAAAUUAAAAAGAAACUAGCGGGGGAAAAACACAGAGAAAGGAAGAGUAAGAGUAGGGGAAGGAGAGCAAAAGGAAGAAGGAGUGAAAAAGGAAGGAAGGAAAGAGAAAUAAAUGGUGACAGAGAAAGGGGGAAAGAGAAAAAGCAAGCGCAGGACAGGAGCUGUGUUUCCCAGAGAGCUUCCUGGUUCUUCUCUUCUGACUGAUCUGCUGUUUCUGACAGGAUUUGGGCCCUUCUGAGGCCUCCUCCAGUCUCUGCCCAGCCUUCAGGGCGGCUGCUCUUGAGGGAGGUGAGUUCAAAUCCUCCAGAGAGAUUUUUCUCCAUCUCCACACAGGAAAGAGAAGAAGAUCGAGAAAGCGCAGCCUCUGGAAACGUUGAAGCUUUUGUCUGCCAGGGAGCCAUGGAGAGGGGCCUUUCCCCCUACUCCCAAGCCCAUCAUCCCUGCCCUCUCCCUUCCCCUCAGACGCGCUCCUCUUUCCCGCCCUUUCUACAAUCCUGGCACUUUGCCCCUAAUCCACCAGGGGGCGCCCUCUGCUAAGAGACGGUAACGUCAUGCGCUUCCCCAUUGGUCCACUGGAGGGUAAACGUCACAGCUUCCUUUUCAGAGGAGACUAGGAAGGAAAUGACAUCACAAACGCUUGCCGCUCUAGGACGCCGCCCUCGCUCUCCUUAACCCCGCGGGAGAGUCUGGCGGGGGGAGAUCCAGACGUUCUCCGGAUAUAGAAACUCGAAAUUAUUUGUAAUCUUUGCAACCCAAAAUUUUCUCUUGCUGGGAAAAAAAAAAGAGUGGAAUCACUUGGAGGGAUCAGAGUCCUGAGGGGCUAGAAAUGGUCCUGUGAAGGAAAAGGCAUCUGGAGACCCAGAAGAGUCCUUGGAGCCAUUUGGAGUUGCUCUGCAGGAGAGAGAAAGGAUGGAGACACAACCUUUGGGAAAGGAGGGAGCCGGAAAAGGCCCUUCAGCUGCUCAGCCUGGGAAGCUCUGGACAAGGACUGGGCAGAAGAUCCUGGAGGAGGAAACCAUCCUCCCUUCAGAAGUUCAGCCCUGGAAUUUCUUCCAAUAUCGGGAGGUGGAGGGUCCCCGAAGACUUUGCAACCGACUCCAUGACUUUUGCAGGCGAUGGCUGAGAUCAGAAAAGCACACCAAAGCCCAGAUGCUGGACCUGGUGGUUCUGGAGCAGCUGCUGGCUCUUCUGCCCCUAGAGAUGGAGAGCUGGGUGCGGGAGUGUGGAGCAGAGACCAGCUCCCAGGCGGUGGCCCUGGCUGAAGGCUUCCUCCUGAGCCAGGCGGAGGAGCAGAAGGAGCAGGUUGAGAUGCAGUGCUGCUCUAUGGAGAUCAGAGAUCCUGAGGGAAAGAGGAACCCAUCAAACUCUCCUCAGGAGCAAUUUUUCAGGAGGAUCCCGUGGGAAGAACAAAAUCAGGACACCUCAGGAGAGAAACAAAGGAUGAAAUUUUCUGGUUUUUAUGACGACGCUCAAACAACGGUUGAACCUCUAAAUCAAGAGAGUCUGGUGUCCUUUGAGGAGGUGGCUGUGUAUUUCUCUGAGGAGGAAUGGUCUCAGCUGGAUCCUGAACAAAAAGCGCUGCAUUCGGAAGUCAUGCUUGAAAACCAUUGGAACGUGAUCUCUCUGGGUAAUAAUGGUCAGGAGAAUCAAGAUUGCUGUGAACUGUUCCAAGAGAUCAAUGCUAAAGAUGGAACGGGAAAGUUUGGAAUUCGAACGGAAUUAGAAACCCAUGAUAGAAAUUCUUGGAAUCAGGAAAGCUCAUCUUCCACUGAUGCUCCAAUUGAAGACUUUCUUGUCCAACAGGAGAAAAUAAGGAAAAAAUAUAUUGGGAAAAGUUUGAAGCCAAUCAAAGGUAAAUUACAAGUAAAAGAAUACUAUUUAAGGCAAAACAAAGGAGAAGAUGCUAUAAGAAGACACAACAGACAAAGUUACAAUGAGACAUUCAUUCCUUCUCUUGGAAAUAAGUUCCAUACAUCUCAAAAAAUGAUUGACACAAAAGAGAAGCCUUACCAAUGCUUGGAAUGUGGAACAUGUUUUAGAACAAGCAGGCAACUUAUUUCCCAUGAAAGGAUUCACACUGGGGAGAAGCUAUGCAGAGAGUCUGGUAACAGGUUCAGAAGACGUAGUAAUCUUAUUUCCCAUAAAAGGAUCCACUCAGGAGAGAAACCGUAUAAAUGCAUGGAGUGUGGAAAGACCUUUGCUCAAAAAGGUAAUCUUAUUUCCCAUAAGAGGAUCCACACAGGGGAGAAGCCGUAUAAAUGUAUGGAAUGUGGAAAGACCUUUGUUCAAAGAGGUCAUCUUACUUCCCAUAAGAGGAUCCACACAGGGGAGAAGCCAUAUAAAUGCAUGGAGUGUGGGAAAACGUUUGCUUAUAGUAAUCGACUUACUAUCCACAAAAUGAUCCACACAGCGGAGAAGCCGUAUAAAUGCAAGGAGUGUGGAAAGACCUUUGCUUAUAGUAAUGUACUUACUAUCCACAAAACGAUCCACACAGGGGAAAAGCCAUUUAUAUGCACGGAGUGUGGAAAGACCUUUGCUCAAAGAGGUCAUCUUACUUCUCAUAAGAAGAUCCACACAGCGGAGAAGCCGUAUAAAUGCAUGGAGUGUGGAAAGACGUUUGCUUAUAGUAAUCGACUUACUAUCCACAAAAUGAUCCACACAGGGGAAAAACCAUUUAAAUGCAUGGAGUGUGGAAAGACCUUUGCUCAAAGAAGUAAUCUUAUUUCUCAUAAGAGGAUCCACACAGGGGAGAAGCCGUAUAAAUGCAUGGAUUGUGGAAAGACAUUUGCUUAUAGUAAUCAACUUACUAUCCACAAAAUGAUCCACACAGGGGAAAAGCCAUUUAAAUGCAUGGAGUGUGGAAAGAUCUUUUCUCAAAGAGGUCAUCUUACUUCCCAUAAGAGGAUCCACACAGGGGAGAAGCCGUAUAAAUGCAUGGAGUGUGCAAAGACCUUUGCUUAUAGUAAUCAACUUACUAUCCACAAAACAAUCCACACAGGGGAAAAGCCAUUUAAAUGCGUUGAGUGUGGAAAGACCUUUGCUCAAAGAGGUCACCUUUUUCGCCAUAAGGUGAUCCACACAGGGGAGAAGCCAUAUAAAUGCAUGGAGUGUGGAAAGACCUUUGCUCAAAGAGGUCAUCUUUUUCGCCAUAAGAGGAUCCACACAGGGGAAAAGCCAUUUAAAUGCAUGGAGUGUGGAAAGACAUUCACUCAAAGAGGUCAUCUUAUUCGCCAUAAGAUGAUCCAUGCAGAGGAGAAGCCGUAUAAAUGCAUGGAGUGUGGGAAAAAGUUUACGCAUAGCAGUCAACUUAGUAACCACAAUAAGGUCCACACAAGAGAAAAGUUCUAUAAAUGCAUGGAGUGUGGAAAGGCCUUUGCUCAAAGAGGUCAUCUUAUUUCCCAUAAGAGGAUCCACACAGGGGAAAAGCCAUUUAAAUGCAUGGAGUGUGGAAAGACCUUUGCUCAAAGAGGUCAUCUUAUUCGCCAUAAGAUGAUCCACACAGAGGAGAAGCUGUAUAAAUGCAUGGAGUGUGGGAAAACGUUUACAUUUAGCAGUCAACUCAGUAACCACAAUAAGCUCCACACAAGAGAAAAGUCCUAUAAAUGCAUGGUAUGUGGAAAGGCCUUUGCUCAGCGUAGUCAUCUUAUUUCCCAUAAGAUGAUCCACACAGGGGAGAAACCAUAUAAAUGCAUGGAAUGUGGAAAGAGCUUUGCUCAGAAAGGUAAUCUUAUUUCUCAUAAAUGGAUCCAUGCUCGAGAGAAACCGUAUAAAUGCAUGGAGUGUGGAAAGACCUUUGCUCAAAGAGGUAAUCUUAUUUCCCAUAAGAGGAUCCACACAGGGGAAAAGCCAUUUAAAUGCAUGGAGUGUGGAAAGACCUUUGCUCAAAGAGGUAAUCUAAUUUCCCAUAAGAGGAUCCACACAGGGGAGAAGCCAUUUAAAUGCAUGGAGUGUGGAAAGACCUUUGCUCAAAGAGGUCAUCUUAAUCGCCAUAAGAUCAUCCACACAGGGGAGAAGCCAUAUAAAUGCAUGGAGUGUGGACGGAGCUUUACUGAAAGAGGUCAUCUUAUUCGCCAUAAGAUCAUCCACACAGGGGAGAAGCCGUAUAAAUGCAUGGAGUGUGGGAAAACAUUUAGGAAUAGCAGUGCACUCAGUAACCACAAAAUGAUCCACACGGGGGAAAAACCAUUUAAAUGCAUGGAGUGUGGAAAGACCUAUGCUCAAAGAGGUCAUUUUACUUCCCAUAAGAAGAUCCACACAGGGGAGAAGCCGUACAAACGUAUAGAGUGUGGAAAAACGUUUAUGCAUAGCAAUGGACUCAGUAACCACAAUAAGCUACACACAAGAGAAAAGUCCUAUAAAUGCAUGGAGUGUGGAAAGGCCUUUGCUUAUAGUAAUGUACUUACUAUCCACAAAAGGAUCCACACAGGGGAAAAGCCAUUUAAAUGCCUGGAGUGUGGAAAGACCUUUGCUAAAAGAGGUCAUCUUAUUCGCCAUAAGGUGAUCCACACAGGGGAGAAGCCAUAUAAAUGCAUCGAGUGUGGAAAGACCUUUGCUCAAAGAGAUCAUCUUAUUCGCCAUAAGGUGAUCCACACAGGGGAGAAGCCAUAUAAAUGCAUGGAGUGUGGGAAAACGUUUUCGCAUAGUGGUGGACUCAGUAACCACAAUAAGCUCCACACAAGAGAAAAGUCCUAUAAAUGCAUGGAGUGUGGAAAGACCUUUGCUCAAAGUGGUCAUCUUAUUUCCCAUAAGAGGAUCCACACAGGGGAAAAGCCAUUUAAAUGCAUGGAGUGUGGAAAGACCUUUGCUCAAAGAGGUCCUCUUAUUUCCCAUAAGAGGAUCCACACAGGGGAAAAGCCGUAUAAAUGCAUGGAAUGUGGAAAGACCUUUGCUCUAAGAGGACAUCUUAUUCGCCAUAAGAUCAUCCACACAGGAGAGAAGCCGUAUAAAUGCAUGGAAUGUGGGAAAACGUUUUCACAUAGCAGUGGACUCAGUAACCACAAUAAGCUCCACACUAGAAAAGUCCUAUAAAUGCAUGGAGUGUGGAAAGACCUUUGCUCAAAGUGGUCAUCUUAUUUCUCAUAAGGUGAUCUACACAGGGGAGAAGCUAUAUAAAUGCAUGGAAUGUAGAAAGAGCUUUGCUCAGAAAGGUAAUCUUACUUCUCAUAAAUGGUUCCACGCUCAUGAGAAACUAUAUAACAAUAGUAAUUCCACUUAGACUUAUAUACCACUCCACAAUGCUUUACAGCACUCUCUGAGCAGCAUAUGGCCCCCAGCAAUCUGAUUCCUCAUUUUAUCGACCUCAGAAGGAUGAAAGGAUGAAUCAACCAUCAGUAUCCGAAUCAAACUCCUGGCUAGGGGCAAUUAGCUUGUAGUACUGUAUUCUAGCCACUGCCCCACCAUGUCUAUAGCUUCUUAUGUAUAUGCAUAUUGUGGCUUUCUGAUCCAAAUGAGACAAGAUUUAAUCCAACAAAAUGAAAUUUAAAAUUACAAAGAAGAUGUUGAGACUUUGGAAAAAGUGCCGAGAAGAGCAGUAGGCUGAUUCAAGGCCUGGAGACUAAAACAUAUGAAGAAUGAUUGCAGGAUUUUGGUUUGGCUACUCAAAGGAAAGGAGGAUUGGGAGUGACAUGAUAGCAAUAUUCUAGUAAUUGAGAGGCUCCCACAAAGAGGAGGGGGUCAACUUAUUUUCCGAAACACCAGAGGGCAGGACAAGUAACAACGCAUUCAAAAUAAUCGAGAGAAGCAAUUUUGAAUUAACAAGAAUCUUCCUUACAGUAAAGACAUUUAACCAGUGGAACAACUUUCCUUCAGACAUUGUGGUUCCUUCAUGUUUUUAAGAGGAGACUGGAUAAGUCACGUGUCUAAAAUAGAUCCUAUGGGAAUAUCAAUAGAUUCUGAAAUGGUCUAGACCGGGGUCACCAACCUUUCGGACCUCAGGGACCACUAAAUUCAUAAUUUUUUUUGAAUUUUUUUUUAUUUUUAUUUUAAUUUAUAUCCCGCCCUUCUCCGAAGACUCAGGACGGCUUACAUUGUGUUAAAUACAUUGUGUUAAAUUUUAAAUCCCGAGGACCACUAAUAUGAAUUUUUUAAAAAGAUAAAUAGUAUUAUAAUAUAAAAAAUGCAAAUAAUUUUUCUGCGGACCACCAGUGGUGCACAGACCACUGGUUGGUGACCACUGGCCUAGACUGUAUACAGGUAGAUUACAAUACUCGGUACAUUGGAAAGGAUACCCUUUGUCUGAAGCUACUUGGGUUAAAAGUUGGAAUGUUAAGGCAGAUAGACUGAUAAAGCAAUUCCAUGUUAAAUUUCCUGAUAAGCCAAAGAGCCCACUAGGGAGAGAGAAGUGGUUAGUAUGUUGAAUUUUAACCACUAUGUUACUCUCUUUCCAGGGUACGCUUUUCUGUCUGGGAUGGUGGGGGUGCAGGGUGGCCUUUAAGACCUGGAUGCCAUUUCUGUCAUUGUGCCUUCAGGCCUGCCAUGUUUCCUAGUGUGGGAAACUGGGAGGGGGGAUUGUAUGGAACAUCGGUGAUACAUAGUCAUAACAACAUUCCUUUCACAGAAAAUCAAGGCCAUCUUGCCCUGCACCUGGGAGGCUGGAACUAGGAGGCCUGUCCAGUUGGGACUAUGCUGUAAUUGGACCAUGUGAUGGACAUGUGGGUGUUGGGCAGGGACUUGAACUUCCUUUGGGAGGGGAAACCCUGGAAGCUUUCAGAUUCGGGUUUCCCCAGAUGUGCCAAGAUAACAUAUGUCAUAAAUUAUGAC